This is a messenger RNA of Rhinichthys klamathensis goyatoka, 788 nucleotides long. It is a transcript of the gene susd3, whose product is annotated as sushi domain-containing protein 3. The coding region runs from base 54 to 788 and encodes 244 amino acids. The transcript has 5 exons. NCBI's taxonomy places the organism in Eukaryota, Metazoa, Chordata, Actinopteri, Cypriniformes, Leuciscidae. Gene Ontology annotation, cellular component: plasma membrane. The record is from RefSeq and is a predicted model, not a curated record.
GCGCCGCUCCUCGGGCUGUGGAGUGAAGUGAAAGCGCUCGCGCAACAGUUUGAAUGGCAUUCAUCAUCAGUGCGUCUGAAUCAGGGAUGGGAGACCGAACAGGUCAGUGCUCUCCGCUGCCGGCUCCGGCCAUCGGGACCCUGAAGCUGGUCUCGGGCGACGGCACCAGCGUGGGCAGUGUGAUGAGGCUGCAGUGCCCGAACACACACACCGCGGGCAGCGGCGCUCAGGUGUCGUGUGUGUGGAGCAGGAACGACACGCGCUGGAGCGGCGGGACACCCCAGUGCAAACCGCUGUCUCGGCUGGAGGACGACGGCUUUCGUUUAGCGGUUCUCGUGUCCUUCAUCAGCGCCACCAUCAUCCUCCUGAUGAGCAUCAUCUUCAUCACCUCCUGUCUGGUGAAACAUGUGAGACGAGAGGAGAGAAGAAAGAUGGAGAGGGCGAGAAAAAAUGGGGCAUCAGAGAUGGAUCUGCAGAGAGAGCCGUUACACAACCAGAAAACCACAAACAACAACAACAACAACAACUACACACAGCUCACCACAACAUCCAGAACCACAGACAAGCAGAUCGACACUCCCUGCAGGUGUGUUGAUGAAGGGAAGCCCUGUCCUCAGAUCAUCCAUCCGUCUCAGAUCUCAGUGAUCCUCAGUCCUCCCGCUGACGGCCUGCUGAACACACACCCCGGUGCGGGACACACACACUUCCUGCAAGAGCCCGUCUGGACCGGACAGCACCCGUCUCACACACCCGCCCAUCAUAUGAGGACUGAUGAGGACUUGGUGUAA